AUGUUGUUAGCUCACGCUCAACAUGAGAAAAACGCAAGGGAAGCAGACGAUGGAGCAGUGGUGGAUGUGGCAUUGCAACGGCCCUAUGAGGUGAUGCGCAUGACGGAUUCGACUAGACCUGGGAUGAUGGGCCGCAUGUACGACCUCAUGCUGCAGCUGACGGAAGAUAUGGAGAAGGUGUUGGAUGCGGAUGAGCAGCAGCUGAGCAGGGCGGAAAAGAUGCGGAUCUCACGCAUUCUGAAGGACCGCUGGGACAACAGCCUCGCGUGUGCCAUGCACGUGGGUAGGGACGAGGAGGGCAGCCCUGUGGCAGAUCCGAGCGUGGGAGGAGUGGAUCUGGGCGUGCAGAGCGCAGAUUUGGAUGCGCGGAAUGCAGAUCUGGUCGCGCUGAGUGCAGAUCUGGUCGCGCUGAAUGCAGAUCUGGAUGCGCGGAAUGCAGAUCUGGAUGCGCGGGAUGCAGAUCUGGUCGCGCGGAGGGCAUAUCUGGUCGUGCAGAGGGCAGAUCUGGUCGCGCGGAGUGCAGAUCUGGAUGCGCGGAAUGUAGAUCUGGACGCGCAGAAUGCAGAUCUGGUAACGAAAUGUGCAGAUCUGGGUGCAGGAGGAGUAGAUCUGGGCGUGGGAGGAGUAGAUCUGGGCGCGGGAGGAGUAGAUCUGGGCGUGGGAGGAGUAGAUCUGGGCGCGGGAGGAAUAGAUCUGGGCGCUGGAGUUGCAGAUCUGAGCGCGAGGAGAGCAGAUCUGGGCGCUGGGAGGGCAGAUCUGGGCGCUGGGAGGGCAGAUCUGGGCGCUGGGAGGUCAGAUCUGGGCGCUGGGAGGGCAGAUCUGGGCGCUGGGAGGUCAGAUCUGGGCGCUGGGAGGUCAGAUCUGAGCACUGGAGUUGCAGAUCUGGAUGUGCGUGGAGCAGUACCUUGGAGGGCUGCGCCUUAUGGGGCGCGCGGGGAGGGAGGACAGCGCCUAAAGGGCGCGCGAAGAGAUGGCAGCUCCAUUCUAGAAGGCUAUAUCUGA
Molecule: messenger RNA, 1002 nt
Organism: Closterium sp. Naga37s-1
Lineage: Eukaryota; Viridiplantae; Streptophyta; Zygnematophyceae; Desmidiales; Closteriaceae
Source: the annotation of a GenBank genome assembly